AUGCUCUUUAAUUGGGAUGGAAGAAAGCUGACUUACUUGUUUUUCCAUUUAAAUAAUUACAUGGACAAGGCCACUGGCUUUUCCACUCAGAUCCUGCGCUACUUGGAAUCACUACCCACUGUCUCAACCACGAGCGGUAGCAGCAGAAGGACCCACGAGUGCUCAAUUUGCCACAGGCGUUUCCCCACUGACCAGGUCUUAGGUGGUCAUAAAAGACGCCACUACGAAGGUGGCACAGCGAAUAACAACGGCGCGGUUGGCAGGAGUACUGCACUGAGUUCAUUGGAGGGUGUUGGCUCCACUGUCAGUCACCGGAACUUUGACUUGAACCUCCCAGCCUUACCGAAAUUUUGGCCGGGAUUCAGCUCCGGUGAAGAUGAAGUUAGAAGAGAGAGUACAAAGUGA
This is a messenger RNA of Fraxinus pennsylvanica, 405 nucleotides long. NCBI's taxonomy places the organism in Eukaryota, Viridiplantae, Streptophyta, Magnoliopsida, Lamiales, Oleaceae. The record is from the annotation of a GenBank genome assembly.